AUGUCCUCGCGUCGACGCGACCGGAGCUGGGAACGAGAAGACCGCGACAGAGACAGAAGACGCGGUGGCAGCUAUCGAGAUGAGCAGCCUCGUCGUCGUUCCAGCCGUUCCAGGAGUCCAAGAAGAAAUAAUAACGACAGGGACCGACGCGAUCGCAGGUAUGACGAUCGAAGAGAUGACAGGGACCGCCGAGAUGGCCGAGAGGGGGACAGGCGAGAGGGUGACCGACGAGAUGACCGCGACCGAAGGAGAAGAGACGAUGGACGAGACUACAGUCAUUCUCGGCGAGAAGAGGAUAGGCCUGCAGACCACUCGAAGCAAGAAUCCCGCCAAGACUCUGAGCCUCCCAAACGAGUUAAUCUAGACCCGGAGCCCCAAGAGGAGGAGAUGGACGACGACACAAUGUUGGCUAUGAUGGGCAUGAGUGGUUUUGGAACGACUAAAGGCAAGCAUAUUGAAGGUAAUCAAGAGGGUGCAGCUUCAAUAAAAAAGCAACGCACUUGGAGACAAUACAUGAAUCGAAGGGGUGGAUUCAACAGGCCGCUGGACAAGAUCAAGUAG
This is a messenger RNA of Mycena indigotica, 561 nucleotides long. Its product is annotated as SNRNP27 domain-containing protein. The record is from RefSeq and is a predicted model, not a curated record. Gene Ontology annotation, cellular component: precatalytic spliceosome. The transcript has 5 exons. NCBI's taxonomy places the organism in Eukaryota, Fungi, Basidiomycota, Agaricomycetes, Agaricales, Mycenaceae. Gene Ontology annotation, biological process: RNA splicing. Bases 1 to 561 code for a protein of 186 amino acids.